This is a messenger RNA of Aegilops tauschii subsp. strangulata, 1083 nucleotides long. RefSeq lists its product as uncharacterized. Lineage: Eukaryota; Viridiplantae; Streptophyta; Magnoliopsida; Poales; Poaceae. Gene Ontology annotation, biological process: regulation of DNA-templated transcription. Gene Ontology annotation, molecular function: DNA-binding transcription factor activity; sequence-specific DNA binding. The record is from RefSeq and is a predicted model, not a curated record.
UAUAUUACCACAAGUCCACAACACAAGCAAACGCUCAAGCACAGCAAAGCUAGAGAGAUAAAGAGAUCGACAUGAUGUUCCCAUCACCAGGGGGAGCGGCGAUGGCGCUGGCCCACGGCCAAGCAGCCUCCACGGGCGCAACGACGGCCGGCGGCACCGCGACCUCCAUAACCUUCAGCUUCCAGCCCUCCGAUCCUCCUCUGAACGGCGGCCUCUCCCACCACCAUGGCCUCCUAGGUUACAGCCCCCUCGUACUAGACCACCCAACCACCACCACUUCCUCCUCCACCACCAUCCCCGCCGCUCCCACACUUCACCACAUCCAUGGUCAUGCCGGAGCCAUCCAUCCUCCAAGGUCAUCCCCUCCACAUCCAUGGUCUUGCGAGGAAAGUGAUCGAGAAAGGCAGAGGGGGAAGGGCGCGGUGGCAGGCAUGGGGAUUAACAGCGCGGCGGCCGGCGGAAGUGGAGGUGGUGAACGGUCACAUGGGUCGUCGUCAGCGGCUGCGGGGAUGGGGGUCGGCGCGGUGAGGAUGAAGAAGGCGGCGGGGGGAGGAGGGGCGAAGGCGCGGCGGAAGGUGCGGGAGCCGAGGUUCUGCUUCAAGACCAUGAGCGACGUCGACGUGCUUGACGACGGCUACAAGUGGCGCAAGUACGGCCAGAAGGUCGUCAAGAACACGCAGCACCCACGGAGCUACUACCGGUGCACGCAGGACAAGUGCCGGGUGAAGAAGCGGGUGGAGCGGCUGGCGGAGGACCCGCGCAUGGUGAUCACCACCUACGAGGGGCGGCACGUCCACUCCCCCUCCCGCGACGACGACGACGCCGCGCGCGCCAGCGCCGAGAUGAGCUUCAUCUGGUAGCAGCACGCGCUGCACUGCCCAGCCGCGUGCAGCCGGCUAGGGCCAGGCCACCCACCCACGAACGAACGCUCCAUGCAUGUGUGCUUUUACUGUACUGUAGUGCUGUUGUUGUUGUAUAGUCAGGCUGGUCUGGUGAGUACGUACGUACGUACAGUGAUUGUUGGUACCUACGUACAGUGAUUAAGCUGUAGCUAGCGGGAAUAAAGACGUACGUUAUGCCCGA